This is a messenger RNA of Gavia stellata (red-throated loon), 2399 nucleotides long. RefSeq names its product interferon alpha and beta receptor subunit 2 (gene IFNAR2). Gene Ontology annotation, molecular function: interleukin-22 receptor activity; protein binding. The record is from RefSeq and is a predicted model, not a curated record. The transcript has 11 exons. The coding region runs from base 1 to 1761 and encodes 586 amino acids. Lineage: Eukaryota; Metazoa; Chordata; Aves; Gaviiformes; Gaviidae.
AUGGGGAGCCGCAGCGGAGCGGAGCGGAGCGGAGCUCUCAGGGAUGCCGCCAGCUGCGAGAGCCGCCGGAGCGAGGGCGGGGGGAGACGAGACGAGACUGUGGGCGCCAGGCCGGGCUUCCUGAGCAGCGGCAACUGUGCAAACUCGGAGAUAAACCUGUUUUGUGUCAUUUUUCUUACAUAUUCUAAGGUACAGAAGCAAAAUGUUUAUUUUACCAUCAGUAGGUUGUAUUUCUUAAUCACUCUGGAAACACUGAUGGGUGGACCAAUGCAUUUUUAUCAACUUGUGUACAUCAGCAUUCUGUCUACAGCUUGUUGCAGCUUGCCUGAAAGAUUUCUCGGAGGGCCACCUCACAACCUACAAAUGCAAUCCAGCAAUUUUCAGCACAUUUUGUCCUGGCAAGCAAAAAGUGAUCCAGCUGUGCCAACAUACUAUCGUGUGCUGUACACUGACCGCAGGAACUGGAAGACUGCUAAACAAUGUUCAAAUACUGCACAACUCUCCUGUGAUCUGACAGAUGAUUUUGAAGAUAUUUCCACUCAGUAUUCUGCAUUGGUUCAAAGCUUCAUAGGAACUGAAGUAUUCAAUUCUUCUGUACUUCUUUUUAUGCCAUCUACUGACACAUUCCUGGGACCACCGGAAGUAAAUAUCAGUUCCUGUCUAAACUGCGUAAAUGUCACCAUAAAGCUGCCAACCUCUCACUUCAGAAAAAAUGGAAAGCGACUCUCUUUAAUUGAUAUAUAUAAAGAGCUUGAUUAUGAUAUAACAUUGAAAACACUUGAUGAAGAGCAUAAGAGGUCACGUGAGAAAACCACAGAAGACAUUUUUAAUACUGUUAUUGAAGAAUUGUAUGCAAAUAGAAAUUACUGUGUGUCUGUUACGGUCACUGCAUCUCUAAACAAGCAUUCCAUCCCAUCACACUGGAAAUGUAUAACUACAGACUCUGUAGUUCGACAAGAUUAUCAUACAGCUGCAAUAGCAGGUGCUAUAUGUUUUUCACUGAUGUUAGCUGGUGCCCUGAAGUGUAUGCAUGCAGGAGGUUAUAUUCUUCCAAAAGAAUCACUUCCACGUACCUUGGUAUUCAUCAGGACUUUAGCCUAUUCACCUUGGAUAUUUGAAUCUGAAGAAAUAACCUUUGUAGAGGUCAUUUACAAAGAGGUUAAAAAACAGGCAAAUGAAUCCAGUGGUGGUGUCAGUGAUGGAGAUGACAGCGAUGACAGUGAUGCCAUAAGUAAUCAUGACUAUACAAGGCGUGAUAUCAUAAGUAAAGUACCUCAUUCCUCUGACAUGCCAAAUGUAUUUGUGCAGUACUGUACAAGUAGUACAUGUGACGACAGCAGCAGCCAGGCAAGUGAAAAUCCAGAUGCUGACCCAGAAGAUUUUGAAGAGCAUGAGAUGGACAUUGAAGACAACAAAGACGCAAGUAGUGGGUUACUUAAUCCUUUUGCUGAGGUAAAUUGUAACUAUUCUUCUAGGCAAAGGAACAGUGCUUGCUUUACCAUUAACUUAAAUACUGUGCUGUUGGGAGCCUCUGAAGAGAACGUGGAUAGUUCUGCAGCCCUUCUUUCUUCCCAGGAAGGUGCAGUUGACUGGCAAUGUACUCGUGCUUUUGAAUCGAAACUCCUGGAUGACACAGAAAGUGUGCCGGAACAACACUGUCAUAACGGCUCUCGUGGAUGGCAAAAUUCCUCUUGUUCUUCUGAUGAAAGCGACUCGUCAGAUUCAGAUAUGGGCCAAAAAACUGAAUACAUAAGAAGAUGAAUAAGUGAGAACCACUGCUAUUUUAUAACAUAUGAAUUUAUAUUGUCCAACUUUAUUUCUGGACUCAACAUACAGAUCUUGUCUUUUUCUUUUUUUAACAUUCUGUGAGUAUAUGCCUGAACACUGAAAAUACGCAACACUCAUUUUUAACAAAUAUUUCUCUUAUCUCUCCGGGUUGCUCCAGGUAUGAUUCAGGUUGGAUUAUCCACAGAGAAACAAAAAUGACUGUUCAGAUGCAGCAGAAAGAAUGGCUAUUUCAUUUUCCAGUUUGAUAGUGAUUUAUACCUUUUAGCUGUUGGAAAGUACAUCUUUUCUAUAACUCAAGUGAGAAGUUAGUUUGUAGUAAAGGGAGUUGUGAGUGGCUGGUCUGGUUGAGAGACCACUUUUUUAAUUUGAAAGGACUCUUCUAUUAUUCUCUAGCUCUCUUGAUGGAUUAGUCUGAAACCUGUGCUGCUGGAUGGAUUGCUGUAUUCCAGUCAGUGAGUGAACUGAUUUCUACAUUUUUGCAGAGAAAGCUGAUCAAAUGAAAUAAUGGGGGUGAAGAUAAGACUACUCAGCUUACAAAAGAGUUCUCCUUACUGUGAAUCAAGGCAUUAAAUAUACCUUUUUAUAGUUUUUUUAUAUAUGAUUUUGUGCAA